Messenger RNA from Haemonchus placei, 2964 nucleotides. The record is from the annotation of a GenBank genome assembly. NCBI's taxonomy places the organism in Eukaryota, Metazoa, Nematoda, Chromadorea, Rhabditida, Trichostrongylidae.
AUGCGGUUAGCCCUUCUGUUACUCUUAUACCCGGUCACUGUUCGACUUCAAUGUCAACCAGGUUAUCCUGGUGUCUCAUGCACACAAACACAUCCGCAGCAGUACCAAGCAAACUUCAGACCAUAUUGGGCACAAGCCAUACAUCGAGGCCAUGAUAUUCGCCGCCAUCCACAGUCUAUCCCAACACUACAAAUUCAUAGGCCUCAAGUGGAGAUGAAUUUACGGCUGCCACCGAUACAUCCAGCCAUAGCACAGCCUCUGAAGCCUGUGCAAUAUCCACGAUCGGCGCUCAACCGAGAUCCAAUUGAUUCCUUUGAACGUGCAGUGGGUGGCGACGAAUUCGAUAACCUUAAGCCUGUGGAGCCGAUUCGAGUGAUAAAAGUGGAAAGCUCUGAAGUACUGGAGCCGAUGCGUCCUACAAAUGAUCGUCGUAGCAGAAUGGAUCAAAGAAAACGGAAAAUUCUACAAAGUAUUACUCGUCAUAUGAAUGAGAUCCAUCACCCACGAGUAAUUCCAUUCGCGGAUCGUCAUGACGAGACCGUUAGCGACAGAAUGCUUCCUACACUUUCCGAAGUGAAAAUCUCCAGAAUUCAACCGUCGAAAAUCGCGAAGGAAGCGUCAAGCCUCGAAAUCGCCGAUGAGAUUAUCGACAACAUUAUUGGAGAGACUUCUAUCAUAGGCAGGAGUAGCUCGGAUUUGCUGCAGGAUUUGAAUAUCACGGAUUCGGCCUCAAAUCAAACAACAAUUUUGAAUGCCACUUCCUCUGAGAUUGUUUCUGGAUUCGGAGAGGCUGCUCAGCUACCCAGCCCUAUGACCAGCUCACCGCUGACGGAACUAAGCAACAUUGAUAGGACACUGGAAGCAAUCAGCUCAGAGAUCCCAGAUUACGAUUCAGAAGAAUUUGCACAAUUCAGUAACACUGAUCAAGAGAGGUCAAAUGCGACUGAGCAGCAACCCGAGACAUCAUCCCAACCCGCGACAACUUCUUCGACCAACACGGUUAUCCCUGAAACAAUAUCACCGCCCACAACGACGACGGUACCAACUCCAGAAGAAGAAGGAGAGGACACCACUGCCACCACGCAAAAAUCAACCACUACAACGACGGCAGCCGACGAUUCUGAUCAGAUACUUGCGUCUUUACAAGAGGAGGAAGCACAAGAAAGGACAACAACAACAGCAGCAGCAGCAACAACAACAACAACAACAACAACAACAACCACGUCAACAACAACCGCGGCAGCAACCACAACAUUAGAAAACGUUGAAGACGAUUUCAGAGCGGUUUUGAAGGAGCAGCAAAAAGAAAUAUUGAAAGCAAGAAAAGAGGGGCAGAAGAAAGACAAAACGAAGGAGGAGACCGAAAAAUCCGAGGAAAAGAAAGAGGAGAGCGCUAGCUCGGAAGAGAAGAAAGAGGAGAGCGAGAUCUCAGAGGAAAAGAAAGAGAAAGAAGAAACUGUUGAAAAGAAGAAACCAACUCCGAAACACUCGCAUAAGAUCACAGAACUCAACUCAGAAACCAUAAAAUCGAUAGAAAGGGAUAUGAAGAAAAAGAAGCGAAAGAUGAAGAAGACCAAAAGCAGAGGAAAAGAAAAGACCGAAGAAAAGGAGGAAGAUAAGGCUGAAGAAGUCGAGGAAGAGGAGGAGGUGGCGGUAGAAGAAGUGACAGAAGUAACGGAUGCACCGACCACGGAGAGCCCUACAGAAGAUGUGACAACAACAAAAGCUAUCAGCAAGAAGAAAAUUGUUGGGAAAAAAGAGAAAAGGAGAAGGAAGAAAAUAAAGAAGACGUUGAAAUCUAACACUGCCGAGGGCGACUUCAAUAAAAGUAUAAACGAAGCUCUUAAGCAAAAUUUAGAACAGACCAUUGCAUCGAUAUCGAAGUCUGGAGAGCGGAGAAAAAGUGAAGAGAAUGAAACGACAGAAGAACCCGAAGAGACUGGAGAAACUGAAAAAGCUCCUGAAAAGCAAUCCAAUAAGGUUGAUGAAGAAGAAGCUGAAGAAGAAAUAACAGAGGAACCACCACUUGGUGCUGGAGGACAAGUCAAGGGCGAAUUUCAAGAAGUGGCGACAGUGGAACAAGUCGAAGACGAAUCAGCUGAAACCAUUGUCACACCAAAGGUCGCCAAACGUAUCAAGAAUAAGAAAUGGGGCAAAAUGAAAAGGAAAUUGAAAAAAGGGCAAUGGAAAAAGAAGGUGAAGGAGGACGACAGUAUGGACGAGAUGAAAGUCGCGGAAACGACGACGACUGAGCCUGAAAACAUCGACGCCGACGUUGAGGAAAAACCAAAAAAGAAAAAACCAAUCAAAAAACUUCGGAAAAAAGGAAAGUCGAAGGAAACUGAAGAUAUCAUGGAAGAAGAAAGUGAAGCGCCAGAAACAACUACAACACCCAUCAAAAUUGGAGCAGUAGAUGUAGAUAUUCGGACAGAAAAUCUCAAAGCGAGUUUGAAGGACGCUCCAAAUGCUAAAUACUACUACCCGCCUAAAGUGAUGGUACCGCUGCCAUCGUGUUUCUAUAAUCCAUCAGGAUACGUCUGCUGCAAUCUACAGCUGAACAAUCUUAUUGAGGACACGUUCGAAAUGAUCAAGACUAAGCAAAGCCACAGCGAUUGCAACAUUGCACGAAUGGCCAAUAUCAUUCAGCAAAAAAGUGAAGAAAUGUUCGGGCAUCCCUUCGAAAGUGUCGUCGCUUUAUCGGAUUUUGCACAAAAUGUUCACUUUGCCGGUGAUUUGGUUUGCAAGGUCGAAAUAGAUGGCAAGUAUAUGCUAACGUAUGCGACACCGUAUGACGCAGAACAUGCAGUCGAAUCUGUGGACGUUAUCGAGGAUGUUCCUCUUGAAGAGAAUGUUCUAUCCAGGAACAGUGAGGAGGAGGACAGCGAUGGAAAGAUUACGAAAAAACCUAAGAAAUCAGUAAAACCGAAGAAGAAACCACUACCUAUCCAUAAUUUCCGAAUGUAA